This is a messenger RNA of Rhipicephalus sanguineus (brown dog tick), 1112 nucleotides long. RefSeq names its product dehydrogenase/reductase SDR family member 9. NCBI's taxonomy places the organism in Eukaryota, Metazoa, Arthropoda, Arachnida, Ixodida, Ixodidae. The record is from RefSeq and is a predicted model, not a curated record. Bases 39 to 1097 code for a protein of 352 amino acids. The transcript is spliced from 5 exons. Gene Ontology annotation, molecular function: oxidoreductase activity.
GGAUUAUACGUAUUUACGAAGCCGCUUGCCAAGUCAACAUGAGAACUUCGUGGGUCCUCUUCGCGAUCCUGUUGUUCGCGCUUCACUACGUGUGGUCGCGUCUACCGUUUCUGUCCGUGGCGGCCCAGUGGUUGGGCACUGCACUGAUUCUCCUGUGUACCGCGCACUGCCUGGCUCGUUACCUGUGGCGUCGGCUAUUCGUGAAACUCGUCGACGGGGAUGGCAAGGCGGUUCUAAUUACCGGUUGUGACACGGGGUUUGGCAACAUGCUCGCCAGGAGUUUGUCUCAACAGGGUUUUCUGGUUUACGCGGGCUGCCUCGACUCCAACACCGAAGGCGCAAUGGUGCUCAAGAAGUGCCGAAACGUCCGAGUGCUGCAGCUGGACGUCACCAAGGACAACCAGAUCGACGAAGCCCUCGAAGCGGUCAAGCGGCACCUUGGAUCGAGAGUUCUCUGGGCCGUGGUGGCCAACGCCGGCAUCCCGAACAGCGGCCUCAUCGAAUGGAUGACCAUGGAGAGCAUCGUCAGAGUGUUCGACGUCAACGUGUUCGGAGUCGUUCGCGUCGCCAAAAAGUUCCUGCCACUGUUGAAGAGAAGCAAAGGACGAGUGGUCAUCGUCACUAGUGCGUACGCAUCAUAUACAUUCCCACUAGCGACGGCGUACUGCAUGAGCAAGUACGCAGCCUUAUCGCUUGUUGACGGUCUGAGGAGAGAGAUGCACAGCAAAGGAGUCGACGUCAUCGCCCUUGAGCCAACUUUGUACAAAACUGCCAUCAACGACAACGUCGGUUCCCUCGAGGCCGUCCAGCGAGACUUGAACAAGCAGGCGCCUGAAGUCAUCGCCGACUACACCGAGGCCGAAGUGAAGAACUGGCUCAAGUCGGCGUCGACCUACUACUCGUACUCCAUGCGUGAGAACCCCCAGGAGGUCGUGGAUCAGAUGAUCUCGGCCGUGAGAGAGACGGACCCGAAGACCUGCUACCCGGCCACUGGACCCUUCGAGUACGCGUCGCUGUGCAUUCUCAGGACUUUGCCGGAUGAAGCGGUAGACUACCUUAUCCUCGGUAUUCGCAAACUGAUCAUCUUUUUCUGUUGAGCCUCGUUUUUUAAG